Molecule: messenger RNA, 6002 nt
Organism: Panonychus citri (citrus red mite)
Lineage: Eukaryota; Metazoa; Arthropoda; Arachnida; Trombidiformes; Tetranychidae
Product: furin-like protease kpc-1
Exons: 7
Coding region: 2722-5958 (1078 amino acids)
Biological process (GO): peptide hormone processing
Cellular component (GO): trans-Golgi network; Golgi membrane
Molecular function (GO): serine-type endopeptidase activity
Source: RefSeq, a predicted model, not a curated record
GAUUUCUUUAUUUGUUUAUCUUUUGUUUUAAUUGAUCGGUUUUCUAUUUUUUAAAUUGUUUCAAGUUAAUUUACUAUUUCUGGAGAAGACAAUUUAACCUUGAUUGAUGACUGAUUAGUAAACUGUGAUUGUCAUGAUGAUUAUAAUUGUGAUUGAUUAAUUGUCCAUGUCAAUAGUUAUUGAUACAUAAGAUUUUGGGUUAGUCUUUUUUGUUUUGAUCUUUGUUUUUCUGUGAUUUGAUCAAUAGUUGGAUUAAUCAAGAUUAUCCGUUCAAGUCAAUUGAUCUUUUGCUCAUCUUCACCAUUGUCGUCAUUGAUUUCUUCUAAAAAAAUUAAUAAGUUGAAUAGUUAAAAGAAGAAAAACAAAAAAAAGAGAAAAGAAUUUUUUUUUUGUUCUAUUCUAUUUUAUCUUGUGCUCUUUGUUUUGUUUUUUUCUCUCACUCUCUCAAUUCUAAUCAAUUGCCAUUGUGAUUUAAGUACCAAUUAAGAUGUUACUGAUUAAUGGCUUUAUAAACUUCCAUCGUUACCGUUUUUCUGCUGUGGUGAGAUGCUGAUGUCAACAUGUUGCAGAUUUUUGUUCUCUCUCAUUAUGAUAAGAAAUAGAAAUUCAUUUUCUACUCUUGUUCCAACUUCUAAUUACUUUUGUUCCUCUGUUCAUUCUUCCUGUGGAUUCUUUCAUUCCUUCUCUCUCAUCAACUUAUGCUAAUUGCCUUCUUGUCACCAUGUGUAAAUUGUCGAAUUUAAUCACAAAGCCAUUUUGAUACCUUCACAAGUUGCAAGUUCAGCAAUCAGAAUAAAGAUGAAACAUGUCACCUGAUGAUUUCUAUCUAACCACAAAGCUCCAUCAAUGGUUAAACAUUAGAUGAAUUGUUAAGAUUAACUUGUUGGUAUUUAUAACUAACCUAUUGGAGGAAAAAAAACAAAGAACAAGUGAUGUUUAUGUGCUUAAUUGUUUGUCUUCAAAUGUCUCUCUCUUUUGAUUAAGGUUAAAUUGUAACCCUUUCAAUUCAGAUUCAACGAUAAUCAACAACAACCACCAUGAAAAUAAUAAGAAUUGAGACAAAAUGGACAACAACAAGAGAAGAAUAGAUUGAAUAACUUUAUUUAUAUUCUUUUCUAUCUUUUUUUUUUGUUCCAAAGUGAUUCCAUCAAAGAGAAUAAGAUUAUCAACAGUAGACAACAAGAACAGGAAACAAUUUUCAAGUGUGGAAGAAGAAAACAAAAGGAUAAAGUCAACAAGAGAAAAUUCAUAAAGAUGAUGAAAUGGAAUUGAAGAAGAAAAUAAAUAAGGAAUAACAAGAACAAGAAGGAGUAAACUUAGUCGAAUGUAAAAGAAUUGUCACUUUGGCUUCGUCUUCAUUUUUGACCUGAUUCAUUCGAACAUCGUAUUCACCAAUAUAAAGAUUCUGAUUACCGAUUCUAACUGAGAAGAGAAACAAAAAAGAUUCAUAAAUUUUCCAUUGUACAUGUUGACCAUCACCGAACGAAAGUGAAGAAGAACAAAAAAAAACUGACCACAUUCAUAAAGAAAAAAGGAAAAGAUUUUUCUUCUCUUUUUCGAUUGGAAAUUUGAUAUUCUUAAUAUAAACACAAAGUCACCAUGAAUUUGAUGUUAUGAAAAUUGAAUUUCACUUGAGAAUUUGAUUUCAACAAUUUGUCACUCUGUCAAAAUAGAGAAAAGAAAUCAAAAAAUAUCAUCUUAAUCAUCUCUGUGCGUUUUUCCCCCUCUUUCUGCUCAUCUUUGUUAUUCCAAGUUAAACUGGACAAUUGAUAAAUCAUUUGUCUUCACUGUUUCAUCCCAAUUCUUUCUGCUAAUCAUCAUCUAUCAACAACUUAUCCGUUUCUCUUACCGCCUCCUACAAACUAUUUGUUUCCACUAGAGUAUUUUUCAACUUUCCCUCCCCACUGCUAAUGAUAAUCACCAAACACAAUCAUUUAAAUUGAUUUUCUUGUUUUCCCUUCAUUACUUUGUAAUCAAUUUUGUAUCACUUUCUCUAACAGUCGAUAUCGACUCUUGAAAUUUGUGCCAUUUUGUGUGAUUGUCCAUCAUCAUCAUCAUCAUCAUCAUAAUCAUCAUCAUGUGUCUGGAGUCUGAUUAAACAUAAAUCAUCAUUACACAACCAACAAAACCACAACAUCAACACAAACAACAACAAUAACAGUGUAACAUCAAACUUCAAUCAAUAAUUGGUUAUAUUUUGUAAAUCAUCAACAACAGUUAACCAUCAGCUCCAAAAAAUUGAAGCCAAUUCACCGCAAUUAGCUUGUUGAGUGUAACAAUUAAUAGUAACAAUCAACGAUAACAUUGACAACAAGCAUAAAACCAGGUUGAAGGUCAUCAACGUUAAGAAACAGUUAUAAACCUUUAAUUGUUGUUGGCUUGGUGAAAAAAAAAGCUCUGAACUGAAACAACAACAACAACUACAAAAAAAGACAUCAAGUAACCUCAAGAUACUCAGAUUCAUUUGGAAGGAGAGAAGAAGAAAAAAAAACUUCAUCAAAAGGACGAAGGAGUUACAAAGAUUGAGUGAGAAGAGAUUGAGAGAGCUUAUGAGCAGAACAUAGUGAGUGUAUUAUCAAGGAGAGACAGAAACAUCUGAGUGAGUCGAGUGAGUUUCAAUAUAUAUGAAUACGCGAGUGUGAAAAAAAAAGCUGAAUGUAAGUGAGAUGAAGUGGGAGAGCUGAAAGGAGAGAGAGAGAGAGAGUGAGAAAUGUUUCUAUCAUGGUUUUAGUAUUAGAUGAAAUUAUGCUUGAAUCGAGUGUGUUUGUUUCACCAACAUCUACCAUCAUUGAUAACUACAGAACUGAUUGUAAUCUUAACCAAAGUAAUGAUUCCCACCAUGAACAUGAUGAUGAUUUAAAAGAUAAAAAUGAAAACAAGAACGUUAAUCCAACUCAAGUUAAUCUCUCAAUCAAAUCAACUACUGUCAAAGUGAAUCGUUAUUUCUGUGAUCUUAAUCAAUUGGAUUUUAAGCGACGUAAAAUUAAUCAAUCAUCUAAACAUUAUCAUCAUCGUUCUCAUCAUCAUUCUCUUGACCAUUGGUCAUCUUUUUUACGUUACUUUCUAUUUAUCUCUAUUCUAAUUAAUUUUUCAAAUUGUGAUGAAACAGCUUCAAUUUAUACCGAUCAGUUUGUUGCUCAUAUUGAUGGUUCACCUGAAACUGCACGUUCAAUUGCAGAGAAACACGGGUUCACUUAUUUGGACCAUAUAAUUGAUAAUGCUUAUCAUUUGCAACAUAAGCGGCUUUUUAAACGUUCCUUGGACAAUGGUCAAGAGGGUGGUGUCCAUGUUACCUCUAAACUUAAGGCGAUCUCCUCUGAGCCACUUGUUACCUCUUUUAGUCAAUUGAAACUUAAUUCUCGAACUAAACGUGAUCUAAUACGAUUACACUCUUAUGAAAGGCCACUUGGAAGAUCGGGUUCUCGAUUAAACUUUUUCGAUGAUCCAAAAUGGACCCAAAUGUGGUACCUAAAUCGUGGUCAAGGAUUGGAUAUGAAUGUUCAAAAAGUUUGGGCCAUGAAUAUAACAGGACGGGGAGUUGUUGUUACUAUUUUAGAUGAUGGACUUGAAAAUGAUCAUCCCGAUUUGAUUGCCAAUUAUGAUCCCGCUGCAAGUUAUGAUGUCAACAAUUCUGAUAAUGAUCCAACCCCUCGUUAUGAUAUAAUUGAUUCUAAUCGUCAUGGUACUCGGUGUGCAGGUGAAGUUGCCGCCAUGGCAAAUAAUAGUAACUGUGCUGUGGGUGUUGCCUUUAAUGCUCGUGUUGGUGGACUAAGAAUGUUGGACGGUGAUGUUACCGAUGCAGUCGAAGCUCGAUCUUUGUCCUUUAAUCGUGAUCAUAUUGACAUUUAUAGUGCCUCUUGGGGUCCCGAUGAUGAUGGUCAAACGGUUGAUGGACCUGGAGAAUUAGCAACCAAGGCUUUUAUUGACGGGGUUCGAAAGGGACGCCGAGGGCUUGGUUCAAUUUUUAUUUGGGCAUCGGGAAAUGGAGGUCGGGAACAUGAUAAUUGUAACUGUGAUGGUUAUACUAAUUCAAUUUGGACAUUGUCCAUUUCAAGUGCCACCGAAAAUGGUUUGGUUCCCUGGUAUAGUGAAGCCUGUUCAUCGACUCUUGCAACAACCUAUUCUUCCGGUUCCAAUGGAGAGAGACAAAUAGUGACCACCGAUCUGCACCAUGGUUGCACUACAACGCACACUGGAACCUCAGCUUCGGCUCCACUAGCCGCUGGAAUUUCAGCUUUAGCUCUUGAGGCAAAUCCACAACUUACCUGGCGGGAUAUGCAACAUAUUGUGGUUCUAACCUCUCGUCCAGCCAAUUUACAUGCAAAAGACUGGAAAACCAACGGAGUGGGUCGUAAUGUUAGCCACUCUUUCGGCUAUGGUCUAAUGGAUGCCGAAUCAAUGGUCAGAGUGGCCCGACAAUGGGUGACCGUUCCACAACAGAAAAUAUGUUCCGUCCGAUCUCCUCCAGUAGACAAAUUAAUUCCUGCCAAGAGUCAUAUUGAAUUAUCUCUUGAAGUUUCUUGUGAAGAUGAGGUCAAUUUCCUUGAACAUGUCCAAGCAAAGGUGACCUUAACAGCGACCCGACGAGGUGAUCUACACAUUUAUCUUACCUCACCCGUAGGGACCAAAGUUAAUCUACUUGCUCAACGUCCGAUGGACAAUUCGAGGUCAGGAUUUCAGAAUUGGCCUUUCAUGAGUGUCCAUACCUGGGGUGAAAAUCCCAAUGGUCUAUGGAAGAUUGAAGUUCACAAUGAAGGUCGAUACAUUUACAGCCGAGCUUAUCUUAAAGAGUGGACACUGGUCAUGUAUGGGACAACUGAAAAUCCUGAUAGACGAGUGGACAAAUCAUUCCCAUCUCUAUCACCACCAAGCUCAGAGGAAGCUAAUAAACCUUAUUACAAUGAUAAAUUGGGUAAUGAUUUGGAAAAAUCUUUCGAUGAUUUAAAUCACAAUAGUGCAGGUAAAUCAAUGAUGACCAGUGAUAUAAAUGGUAGCAGUAGUGUCAAUGGUAGUAGCAGUUCAACUCGUAAACCUUAUCCAUCUCCAGGAAAAUUCAGUGGCAGGUUUCCAAUUAAACAAUCACCAUCAUCAUCAUCUUCAUCAUUGUCUAAUGAUAAAACUGUUAAGAAACCAAAUGUCCAGCCAAUUGAUAACAAUGAUAUCAACCUUUUGUCACCAAUCAAUCAGAAUACCCAACACAAUUCUGUUCUGGGUGUUAUUCAUGGAACCAGAGAAGACAAAUCAUCAGAUGAAAGUGAUUCCUUCAUCCUUGGUGGAAAGUCAUUCAACCGAGGAUGUAUCCUGAAAGAUUCGGGCUCCCAGUGCCUAGAGUGUAGUCACAAUAUGGUCUUAAUUAAUGGCGUUUGUUUGGAUAAUUGUCCUGAGGGUUAUUAUCGAUCGACAAUCGCAAUUAAAAUCGGAUCAGAGUCAUUAAGAUGUUCCCGAUGCCAUUACUCAUGUAAAACUUGUUCCGGUGCCGCUGAUUCAAAUUGUACUACUUGUUUUCCGGAUGCAACAAUUAACACCAAAGGACAUUGUCACUCAUUAUCAUUAGUUAAUCAAGUAAUCACAUUGGAACGAUGGUAUUCAACAAUUACAAUUGUGUUUACAAUUUGUUGCCUUGUUAUUUUACUCUUAAUUGUUUACAUUGUUGUUGGUCGUUCCAAUGAUCUGAUCUGUUGUAUCGUUGAAACAAAACGUAAUCAUCAUCAUCAUCAUUCAUCGUCUUCAUCAUCUUCUCAUCAUCGUCAUCGUAAUCAUCACAAUCCCCACUCAUUAAAUCAUUCACGUUUCUCUUACGUUGAUUUACCAACUAAUCACAAUCAUCAUCAUAUUGAUAAUCAACGUCGUCGAUCAACAUCCCAACGUUUAUCAAUUAAUACUAAUCAUCAAUCAAGAGAGAUACUUAAUUUAUCAAAGAAAAUGUUAACUGAUCAAACUAGUGAAGAUGAUUUAUGAUUAAUCAAUUCUAAUUAUUAUUACUAAUCUAUUUAAAUUGUUUA